AUGAUUAUUGAUACGGUAUACGAGAGUAUUAUCAAAAAACUAACUACAGAUGGUAAAAUUGAAAAUAUGUCUCAGGAACUGAGGAAAAAGGAUAACAAUAACGAUAGAGUUCUGUUUGUGUACAAGAUCUUUGAUGAUUAUAAUUUCUUUCCAAAUACUUUAGAAGUAAGUAAAGAUGAAAAUGCAUCCACUCACUAUCGUAACCUGGGCAACCAGUCCUAUACAAAAAAAGAUCUAUAUAAAGCUUGGCAGUAUUAUAACUUGUCUUUAAUGUAUGCCCCAUCUGAUUCUAUAAGUUUUUGUUUAGCUUUAUCUAAUAGAUCUGCAGUAUUUUUUGAAUUAAGUAAGUAUGAGGGUUGUUUACGAGACAUUGAUCUUUGUUUUUCAUAUAAAUAUUCUGAACAAAUUAAGGAUAAAUUAAUUAAAAGAAAAGAGUUAUGUAUUGAAGCCUUAUGUAAGAUUAAAAAGGAAGAAGAAGAUCCAGAAAUUCAAGAUAUUUUGUCAUUUAAAGGCCUAAAAAGUGAACAAUAUGUAGGGGCAAAUUUAAAACUCAAAGUUGUUUCUUCUAAGGAAAUGGGAAGACAUGUUGUAGCACAACAAGAUAUAAAAGUUGGUGAAAUAUUGGUUGAAGAACAGCCAUACACUCAGAUUAUAUCACGAGACCAGAUGUUGUUUGCAUGCAAUCAUUGUCUUUCCACACAAAUAAAUCUUAUUCCAUGUAAAGAUUGCUGUUUUGCUUUAUAUUGUAGUGAAGAAUGCAGAAAUAAUUCAUGGAAAGAAUAUCAUUAUGUUGAAUGCCCAUUAAUGCCUACACUAUUAGAUAUGAGCUUCACAAAGCUUGAAUUACUGGCUUUACGCAUUGUAAUAAAAGCUAGGAGUGAACAUGACGAUUGGAAAAGCCUAUAUAAAAUAAUUGAAGACGCUGAAUCAAAUGUAGGUACUGAAUUCCAUGGACAUGUAAAAGUUGGGGACAAAUGGAUUUAUGAUUCCAAAUACUAUACAUCAAUACAUACACUGGCUACUAAUUUUGAUAAGAGAUCUGUAUCAGACAUUUUUCAGAAAUCAGUGACCGCAGCUGUGUUUUUAAAAUUUUUGUUGGAUAAAACAGAUUUAUUAAAUGCUGAUAGUGAUGAGGAAAAAAAUGAAAUUUGCCAAUGUGUGGCGGGCUUACUGUUACUUCAUAUUAUGACAGUUCCAACAAAUAUGCAUGGUCUUACAGUGACUACCGAUAAUGGUGAAGGGAAAUAUGUAUCAGAAAUAAAUGUAAGUAGUGGCGCAUAUGCGUUCCACAGCCUAUUUAACCAUUCAUGUGCACCAAAUGUUGUAAGAUUCACAAAACAUGGUACAAGCAAAAUGAAAUUGUUUGCUCUGAGACCAAUUAAGAAAGGGAUGCAGAUAUUUGAUAAUUAUGGGUUCCAUCAUGGAUUAGAGGACUGUAUGGAACGACAAACAACUCUGAGGUUCCAAUACAAGUUUACUUGCAUGUGUGAAGCUUGUGUCAACCUUUGGCCCACAUAUUUUCAAUUACUUAUGCAUCGAAAGAGGAUUCCAAACAAAAUCUUAAGAAAUAAGAACAAAUGGUUAACAACAAACAUAAUAGAUAGGUUACAAAAUGGUGAUAUGGAUACUGUAAGAAAAUUCUAUCAUAAAAUUUGUGCUUUGUGUGAAGAGUUAGACAGUUUUGCACCCAGUACUGAGUUAUGUGACUGUCAGGAAGCACUUAAACAAUGUCUAUUUAUAUUGCAAGGCUUGGUUUUGUAUGGUUAUAACCAGAAGGUGGAUUGGACAUUGAAACCAUUCUAAUAUUUAUGACUCAAUAUUUUUGAUUUUCAUUUAACUUUGUCUUUGUUACAUGGUUCUAAUUAAAAUAUAUUUUGAUUUAAGUUUAUCCAAUAUUAUAAAUAUUUGUUACACAGAUAAGAUUUUACUAAAAUUAUUAAUACUUUUAUAAUUGUAAUUUUUUUUAAAGUAACAAAUCACUGAAAGAGUAUAUUAUAUUUCUUAAAUAAUACUGACAUAUAAUUUAAAUGUAAGUGAUAUAAUCAAUAAAUUUUUACAGUUAAACUUAUUUCUACUAUACCCAAAAUUUGAUUUGAGAUAAAAAUUAUAAAUGUUAGUAAUUAAAAAAGCAUAAUUUAAAAUUUUCUUUCAAUUAUUUAAGUGAUAAUAAUAAACAUAUCUCACAAUACGGCGCUAAAAUUAGUUUAUGAUCAUAUGAAGUUACGUGGUCCAUGGUACACUUCUAAGAGUUUAAACCAAAUACCCGUUUAAACGCCUAGGUACCAACAGAACUAUUUCGAAUGAGCUAUUUAUAUUAGCAAGAUUUUAAGAAACAUUUGAGAUUAUUCAUCAGUGACUAUGGAAGCUUUAAAUUAUAGUUUUUUUUAUUCUGUUAAGUUUUGGCAUUAUAAAUGUAAAUUAAACAUUAAUUAUUUUAACAACCCGCCAAAACGCUUCCUUAUGCAAUAUGGUGUCGCAAGCGCAACAGUCACUAUGACGUAUCAUGCCUGUAAACACGUUAACAAAUGUCAAGUUUUAACGUGUUAAUUAUCAUUCUCCAAGAUAGUAUUAAGAUUUAACAGGCGAAGACAAACUAUUUACUGGCAUGUUACGUCAUCGUCGAUUCGACUAAUCGUAACCAAUUUGUGUCACAUGACUGACAUAUAAAAUCAAUAUUAUUAAUUAUAGUUUUUUUUUAAUUAAUGAAUAUUUUCAUAUAUACAAUAUUUUUUUAUUUAAAUUUAAAAACCAUGUUUUAUACAGAUAACUCUAAAUAACACUUUUUCUAAUACGUUACCCCAUAGGUUGGAUCUAUCGCUUGAGUGAUAUUGCACACUCAAGCGAUAGAUUGCGCUAGUCAAUAAAAAGAGGUUGAUGCUAAUUAUUAUCGUUUAAUAGAAACUACAUUAUAACUUUUCUCCUAGCUUAAAUAACUUUUAACUUUGGAUUUAUUUAAUCUAUUACUUUUAUUAAGUUGAGAAAUACUAUAAUUAUUUUUUAAAUAAAACUUACUAAUAACUAAAUUAUAUGGAGACGAUUAUUUGGUUAGGUUUAGAAACUAAGCAGUAGGAGGUGAUCAAGAGAUGUAUUGAGAAUUGAACCAGAGACAAGUAAAAUGUUAUAAAACUUAAGUCACAAUGUAUUUAUAUUUCGUUUUACGAAUGUUAACUUUUCACAAUGUAAACUUAAUAUAGAUUUUGUUUCAAUAUUUUACACAGAUAUCAGUUUAAAUUGAGUAUUUAAAAAUCAUGUACUUUGCGAGGUUACGUACACUUGUAACCAGUAGAGCUAAAACAGUAAACCAAACUAACGCCAUCUGCGACAUAAAGUUUAGGUAUCUACGUAUGUUUAGUCUAUAAUCUAAUAACAGCUGUAAUCUAGACAACGGCGGGACAGGAGAUAAAUACUUUGGGAGUCAUCCUUCCUCACAAGUAGGUUUACAGUUUUUGAGCUUAUAAUACAAUAAGAGUGAUAAAUCAUUGUUAUAUCGUUACUUACUAAAAAUUACUCAAUUGUAUUAAAUAAUAAUAUAUGAAA
Pieris napi is the source of this 3537-nucleotide messenger RNA. It is a transcript of the gene Smyd4-4, whose product is annotated as SET and MYND domain-containing protein 4-like. The coding region runs from base 1 to 1803 and encodes 600 amino acids. NCBI's taxonomy places the organism in Eukaryota, Metazoa, Arthropoda, Insecta, Lepidoptera, Pieridae. Gene Ontology annotation, molecular function: protein binding. The record is from RefSeq and is a predicted model, not a curated record. The transcript is spliced from 2 exons.